Tarenaya hassleriana is the source of this 3567-nucleotide messenger RNA. Its product is annotated as LRR receptor-like serine/threonine-protein kinase RCH1. The transcript has 2 exons. The coding region runs from base 88 to 3567 and encodes 1159 amino acids. NCBI's taxonomy places the organism in Eukaryota, Viridiplantae, Streptophyta, Magnoliopsida, Brassicales, Cleomaceae. The record is from RefSeq and is a predicted model, not a curated record. Gene Ontology annotation, molecular function: protein kinase activity; protein binding; ATP binding. Gene Ontology annotation, biological process: protein phosphorylation.
AGAGAGAGAGAGAGAGAAACCCAAAUCGAUGCAGAAACGAGAAGGCUGGUUUUGGAUUUGAGAGCCAGAGAAAAUCUCGUUCUGCAAAUGCCGAUUCCGAGAAAAUCCUUAACUCGUUCCUGUUUCACCUUCUUCUUCUUCUUCUUCUUCAUAGUUUCCUCUGUUUUUGUCUCUCAGGCUUUGGCGAACGAUGAAGUCGCCGCAUUAGUUUCAUGGGUUCACAGCUCAAUCUCGCUACCGUCAGAUUUCUCUGGGUGGAAUCCUUCAGAUCCCAACCCUUGUCAAUGGCGGUUCGUCACUUGUUCCUCCGGCAACGUUGUCACAGAGAUCAAUGUCGUCUCUGUCCAGAUAGCUUUACCUUUCCCUCCAAACAUCUCCGUUUUCCACUCUCUUCAAAGACUCGUCAUCUCCGGCGCCAAUCUCACCGGAAGUAUCUCCCCGGACAUUGGGGACUGUACUUCACUUAGGGUUAUUGAUCUGAGUUCCAACGGUCUUGUCGGAGAAAUCCCCUCCACCAUUGGGAAGCUCAAGAAUCUCCAAGACUUGGUUUUGAACUCGAAUCGGAUCACGGGCAAGAUUCCAGCUGAGCUCGGAGACUGUAUCAGCCUCAAGAAUCUGUUGAUAUUUGAUAAUUACUUAACCGGGAAUCUCCCGCCGGAGCUCGGGAAUUUAUGGAAUCUUGAGAGCAUCAGAGCAGGAGGGAAUGUGGAACUUUCCGGAAAGAUUCCAGAGGAGAUCGGAAAUUGUCGGAAUCUGAAGGUUUUAGGCCUUGCAGCUACGGAGAUUUCUGGUUCUUUACCUUCCUCUUUAGGUAAACUCAACAAGCUUCAAACUAUAUCUGUAUACACAGCUAAGCUCUCUGGUGAAAUCCCGAGAGAACUCGGAAAUUGCUUGGCUUUGAUUGAUUUGUUUCUGUACGAAAACGAGCUGUCGGGUUCACUUCCACGAGAACUGGGUCAGCUUCAGAACUUGGAGAAGAUGCUGCUAUGGCAGAACAAUCUUCAUGGUCCUAUCCCUGAGGAGAUUGGAUAUAUGAAAAGCUUGAAUGCCCUCGAUCUCUCGUUGAACUAUUUCUCAGGAACGAUUCCUCGAUCGUUCGGUAACUUAUCGAAUCUCCAAGAACUGAUGCUUAGCAACAACAACAUCUCGGGUUCGAUACCUUCAGUUCUAAGCAACUGUACACGCCUCGUGCAGUUGCAGGUCGAUGCUAAUCAGAUUUCGGGUACGAUUCCGCCAGAGAUUGGUCUGCUCAAGGAGCUUAACACCUUCUUCGGAUGGCAGAACAAGCUCGAAGGAAGCAUUCCGACAGAGUUGGGAGGUUGUCAGAAUCUGCAAGCUAUGGACUUGUCUCAAAACUCUCUUACCGGAAGCUUACCUCCCGGAUUGUUUCAGCUUCGAAAUCUGACAAAGAUUUUGCUCAUCUCAAAUGACAUUUCUGGUGUCAUCCCUUCUGAGAUCGGCAACUGCACAUCUCUUGUCAGAUUAAGGCUCGUCAAUAACAGAUUAAGCGGAGAAAUCCCGAAAGAAAUAGGGUUUCUCCAAAACCUUAGCUUCCUAGACCUGUCUGAAAACAACCUUUUCGGUACAGUUCCUGAGGAGAUAGGCAAUUGCAGACAGCUACAGAUGCUGAACUUGAGCAACAACACUCUUCGAGGUUCGCUUCCCGCCUCUUUAUCUUCUCUGACAAAGCUUCAAGUGCUCGAUGUUUCUGCAAAUGGGUUCACCGGUAAGAUUCCAGAGAAUCUCGGGCAGCUCGUUUCGCUCAACAGGCUCAUACUUAGCAAGAACUCCUUCUCCGGAUCAAUCCCUUCAUCUCUCGGCCACUGCUCGAAUCUUCAGCUUCUUGAUCUCAGCAGUAAUAACCUCUCAGGAACCAUACCGGAAGAGCUCUUCGACAUCGAAGAUCUAGACAUCGCCCUCAAUCUGAGUUGGAACUCGUUAGACGGAUUCAUCCCGCUUAGGGUUUCAGCACUUAACAAGCUAUCCUUGCUAGACCUUUCACACAACAUGCUUUCGGGUGAUCUUUUUGCGUUAUCCAGCCUCGAAAAUCUGGUGUCUCUGAACAUCUCUUACAACAGAUUCUCGGGGUAUCUUCCAGACAGCAAGUUGUUCAGACAGUUAUCAGCAGCAGAGAUCGAAGGAAACCGUGGACUCUGUCCCAGAGGAUUCAGGUCAUGUUACUUCAGCAAUGGCACGAAGUUGAAUAUGCAGCGAAAUACAAGUUUCGUUCGUUCUCAGAGAAUCAAGAUUGCCUUAGGGCUUUUGAUCAGCUUGACUGUAGUUCUUGCUGUAUUGGGAAUCUUGGCGGUAAUAAGGGCAAGACAAAUGAUUCGUAAUGAUAAUGAAUCGGAGAUUGGAGGAGAUCUCUGGACAUGGCAGUUCACUCCAUUCCAGAAGCUCACUUUCAGUGUUGAACAUGUGCUGAAGUGUCUGAUAGAGAGCAAUGUCAUAGGAAAAGGUUGCUCGGGGAUAGUUUACCGAGCAGAAAUGCCGAAUGGAGAAGUCAUCGCCGUAAAGAAGCUUUGGCCGACGACAGUUGCCACGAGAUACGAUAUCCAGACUGAGAAAACUCGGAAUUCGGGAGUUCGGGAUUCGUUCUCGGCCGAGGUGAAAACUCUCGGGUCCAUCAGACACAAGAACAUCGUCCGGUUCCUAGGAUGCUGUUGGAACCGAAACACGAGACUUCUCAUGUACGAUUACAUGUCGAACGGAAGUUUAGGCAGUCUGCUUCACGAGAGGAGCUGUAUCUGCAGCUUAGGAUGGGAGCUUCGAUAUCGGAUUAUCCUCGGCUCGGCUCAGGGUUUGGCUUACUUGCACCAUGACUGUGUUCCUCCGAUCGUUCACCGAGACAUCAAGGCCAACAAUAUACUGAUCGGUCCCGAUUUCGAACCUUAUAUCGCGGAUUUCGGGCUUGCCAAGCUUGUCGAUGAUGGAGAUUUCGCUCGUUCUUCCAACACUGUUGCCGGCUCCUACGGCUACAUAGCUCCAGAAUACGGAUAUUCACUGAAAAUAACCGAGAAAAGCGACGUAUACAGCUACGGAGUCGUGGUUCUUGAAGUACUAACAGGGAAGCAACCGAUAGAUCCGACCAUACCAGAAGGUCUCCACAUUGUGGAUUGGGUCAAAAAAAUCAGAGGAGUCGAAGUUCUGGAAAAGGGUUUGCAGUCAAAGCCCGAACCAGAGAUCGAAGAAAUGUUGCAGACACUCGGCGUUGCGCUCCUCUGCGUGAACCCUUCGCCUGAAGGCAGGCCCACGAUGAAGGACGUGGCCGUAAUGCUCUAUGAGAUUCGGCAAGAUCGGGACGAGACCUCGAAGAUCGGAACGGGAAUCGACGAGAGUAUUUGCUCAGGGAGCUGUAACGCUGACGAUAAACGGCGAGAACAGAAGGAUCCAGCAUCAUCUGUGACGAAGAAAUCGGUUGCUUACGCGACAAGUAACAGCAAUAGUUUCUCGGCUUCUUCGUUGAUAUACUCUUCUUCUUCCUCUGUUGCAAAGCCGGGCCUCAAAUUGAUGAGAGCGAGGGGAAGUUUCCCAGAUCGAAAAAUUCGGUAUUUGUUCAAAACGUAA